GCCUACCGUUUCAAAAUCAAAGUCACCAUUACUGUAUCUCUCUCUCCAAAACCUCAAAUCUCUCGCUCUCUCUCUCUCUCUACAAAUACAUAUCCAUGGCAGAUCAAAGCGCAAACCCGUCGUCAAUAAUGGAGCCAAAGCAACAACACCCACUUCACCAAAUUGCAGAAACACCGACGCACAAGCUUCUUUUAAAACAAUGGUUAAAAGAAGAAGAACUGAUCUUCAACAGAAUCUCUCUCAAAGAAACACAAAUCGACUCAGUCUGUAAAGAAAUCACUCAACUUUACAUAUUCUUCUUCCUUUUCCACUCCAUUUCUUUGCUUCUUCUCUUCAACGCAUCCUCGAAAGACCCUUUUGGAGCUAAAGGGUCAGAAUCUUGCAAGAGAUCAUGGAUCCCUUCAUUGUGCUCUCUUCUGUGUUCUUUAGGGAUUAUUUGGGCUGUUAGAUAUAAAACUGAUGUUGAAUGCCAUUUAGAGAAGCUGUUAGAGAGAGAGAAAGAAGAUGGUCAGUUGCUGGCUAAGUGUGUUGAGGAGUUGAAGAAGAAAGGAGGGGAGUUUGAUCUCUUGAAAGAAGUUGAUGCACUUCGAAGAGCUAAGAGUUUGAGAGUUGAAACAAAGGUUGUAAGGAAAUGGUCUACUAGGGAUUUUGUUACUUUGUUUUUCUUUAGUGUGUCUUGUCUUGUUCUGGGGUUGACAAGGAUUAUUUUGUGUAAUUGAUCGGAUUGGAUUCAAAAUGGGGUUUUUUUUAUGUAAUUUGGUUUUUCAUGGCAGAAGACUCUUUGUUUCUGUCAUUGAAUUGGAUGGGGAGCUAUGAAACUAAUUUGUUUCUGUAAUUUGGGAAAAUUUUAUUUGAAAGAAUUAAUGUUGAAACAA
Messenger RNA from Populus trichocarpa (black cottonwood), 875 nucleotides. RefSeq lists its product as uncharacterized. The transcript has a single exon. Lineage: Eukaryota; Viridiplantae; Streptophyta; Magnoliopsida; Malpighiales; Salicaceae. The record is from RefSeq and is a predicted model, not a curated record. Bases 96 to 719 code for a protein of 207 amino acids.